Messenger RNA from Spodoptera littoralis (African cotton leafworm), 1080 nucleotides. Lineage: Eukaryota; Metazoa; Arthropoda; Insecta; Lepidoptera; Noctuidae. The record is from the annotation of a GenBank genome assembly.
AUGAAAGACGACAAAAUAUCGGAACCGGUAAUAUUUGCACAAGACUUCGAUCUCGAAAAGCAAAUUGAGCAUUUAAAAAUUUUGGAAGUAUUAAAACACGAAUUUGAGAAGAAGCUCCAUAUUAACACGUUUUGUAAGAAAUCUGUAAUAGAUUUCGAUAUCAUAAAGACUAUUGGUGAAGGAACAUUCUCAGUAGUGUAUUUAGUUCGUGAUACCGACAAUUUUGAAUACCAUGCGAUGAAGGCGGUUGAUAAAAGACUGAUAAUCCAGAAACAGUGUGUAAAACAUCUGUAUACGGAAAAAAAUAUCUUACAGAGCAUAAAAUUUCCAUUUUUAAUGACUUUGAAUUAUGGCUUUAAAGAUAAUGUCUAUGUUUACUUUUUGUUACCUUAUCAACCAGGUGGAGAAAUGUUUAGUCUGUUGAAGAAAUUUGGAUGUAUAUCGGAGGAUUUGAUGAAAUUUUAUGCAGCUCAAUUGGUUUUAGCUUUGGAAUAUCUUCACUAUUGUAGUGUGAUACACAGAAAUGUGAAACCCGAAAAUAUUGUAAUUAGCGCGAAUGGAUAUAUAAAGUUAAUUGAUUUUGGUUUUGCUAAAAUUAUUAAAAGUAGAACGUGGACAAUUUGUGGGACUCCUGAAUAUUUGGCACCAGAAAUGAUAUUAUCUAAAGGAUACUCGUUUCCUGUGGACUGGUGGGCACUUGGGGUGCUUAUUUAUGAAAUGUGUGCCGGCUACCCGCCUUUUUGUAGUGGGGAUCCCAUUACAUUGUAUGAAAAGAUUGUUGAAGGCAGAUUUAAAACACCACCAACAAUGUCUAAUGAGUGCAAAUUUUUGUUGAAACAUCUCUUACAAGUAGACCCCACUGCACGUCUGUGUUCAAACUUAUCGAAGGUGUAUGAAAUAAAAACCAACGUUUGGUUUUCUGACAUAAAAUGGCGUGCGCUCCUUCUUAAUAAAACAGUACCACCUUAUAAGCCUGAAGUUAAAAACCCUGGAGACACCAGUAAUUUUCGAGAUUUUCCAGAAAAAUUGCUUGUUUCAUCUCCAGAUUGCCUUUACCCGGAUGAAUUUGAAGACUUUUAG